AUGGCUGACUACACUACCUUCUUAACUAAAGAAGACUUCUCGGGUUACGAGGACCCAGAAAGAUACCAAAAGGAAUGGUUACCAAAAGUGGAGGCGUAUAGAAAGGCUCUUGCCAAGGCCAUUGAUCCAGCUUAUACUGUUACGGUGCCAAAGGACAUUGAUACCUUAGUUGAGGAACAGUUCAAUGCAGUCGACUACUUGUACAAGAAGAAGUUGUUGACGCCAGAGGAGUUUGCCAUCACUGAUUCUUCUGCUACUUCAUUGGCAGCUAAGUUGUCAUCUGGUGAAUUAAAGGCGGUUGAAGUUUUUAAGGCUUUUGCAAAGAGAGCUGUUAUUGCUCAUCAAUUUCUUAAUUGUGCUAUGGAAUUGUUCACCGAUGAAGGCUUGGAAAGAGCUAAAUUCUUAGACGAAUACUAUGCUAAAAAUGGUAAAACUAUUGGACCUUUACACGGCAUUCCGAUUUCUUUGAAGGAACAAAUGGCUUUCAGAGGAAAGAUCACUCAUGGUGGUUAUGUCUCCAAAAUUACCAAUGUUACCCCUGAACACGGGAUCACCACUCAAAUUUUGGAAGACUUGGGUGCUGUUUUCUAUAUUCGUACUUCUCAACCUCAAACCUUGAUGCAUUUGGAUUCUAAUAACAACUUUACUGGUUUGACUAGAAAUCCUUAUAACAUGAAGUUAUCCAGUGGUGGUUCUUCUUCCGGUGAAGGUGCUGUUGUUGCAUUCGGUGGUUCUGCAAUUGGUAUUGGUUCUGAUAUUGGUGGAUCUAUUAGAGCUCCAUCUGCUUAUUCUGGUGGUGUAGGUUUGAGACCUUCUACCAAGAGAUUUUCUCUUUAUGCCGGUGUUUCCAGUGGUGCUGGUCAAGAAUCUGUACCUGCUGUCUCUGGUCCAAUGACUAGAUCUGUUGAAGAUGUGGAUUUCUUAAUGAAUCACUACUUGAACGAAGGUAAGCCAUGGGUUAGAGAUGCAUACUGCUUGAAAAUGCCAUGGAGAAAAGUUGAAAAGCCACAACCAAAAGAUUUCACUGUUGCUGUCAUGUGGGAUGAUGAAAUUGUUCAUCCAACUCCUCCAAUCACCAGGGGUUUGAAAUUUGUUGUUGAAAAAUUGAAGGCUGCAGGUGUCAAGGUUGUUGACUUUGCUCCUAUCAGAACACAAGAAGCUUUCGAUACUGUUAACAAGAUGUACAAUUGCGAUGGUAACUAUAAGCAAAAGGAAUUACUCAGUGGUUCUGGUGAACCUUUGACUAAGUUGACCAAAUGGGCAUUAAACUAUGGUGAUGGUUCUAAAGAAUACACAGUUAAAGAAAACCGUAAAUUGAACGUCAUUAGAGAUCAAUUAAGAUAUGAUUACAACAAAUUUAUGGUGGAUAACAACAUUGACUUUCUCCUCACUCCCACUUACUCAAAUGUUGCUCCUGUUAGUGAAAACGUCUACGGCUGGUCUUACACUGCCUUGUUUAAUAUCUUGGACUUCCCAGCUUUAGUUUUCCAAACUGGUUUGUUCCAGGAUCCUGAGGUAGAUAAGUGGAACGAAUCUUUCAAGGACUUCAAGUAUAGAUCAGAGUUAGAAAGAUUGGAAUUGGAACAAUACGAACCUGAAACAUUCAGCGGUGCUCCCAUUGGUUUGCAAUUGGUUGGUAAGAGAUAUGAAGAUGAAGAAGUUGUUGCUGCUGGUAAGACAAUUGUGGAUAUCAUUGGUGCUGAUCUUUUCAAGCAUUAG
Lizanozyma spartinae is the source of this 1719-nucleotide messenger RNA. RefSeq lists its product as uncharacterized. The record is from RefSeq and is a predicted model, not a curated record. The transcript has a single exon. NCBI's taxonomy places the organism in Eukaryota, Fungi, Ascomycota, Pichiomycetes, Serinales, Debaryomycetaceae. Bases 1 to 1719 code for a protein of 572 amino acids.